This is a messenger RNA of Aspergillus versicolor CBS 583.65, 2031 nucleotides long. RefSeq names its product Zn(II)2Cys6 transcription factor. Lineage: Eukaryota; Fungi; Ascomycota; Eurotiomycetes; Eurotiales; Aspergillaceae. Gene Ontology annotation, cellular component: nucleus. Gene Ontology annotation, molecular function: zinc ion binding; sequence-specific DNA binding; DNA-binding transcription factor activity, RNA polymerase II-specific. Gene Ontology annotation, biological process: positive regulation of transcription by RNA polymerase II; DNA-templated transcription. The coding region runs from base 1 to 2031 and encodes 676 amino acids. The transcript has 4 exons. The record is from RefSeq and is a predicted model, not a curated record.
AUGAGCAGCCACCGUGCGAAUUCUGUAUCGGACGCUGAGCAGCGCCCGUGGGGUCCUCCGCGUGUUCGCAUCUCACGCGCAUGCGACCGAUGCAAGAAGAGAAAGAUUCGAUGCAGCGGUACCAAGCCCUGCGACACCUGCGAACGAGCAGCGACAACCUGUGCGUAUGCAGCCCCCUACAACCGCGGGAGGAGGCCGCCUCCAGUCGUGCAGGCACAGCAGAGUAACGCAUGGCCAUCGCAUGACGAACGGGCCGUGCAUUCGCCGGGUCUCUUGGAUGAAGCAAACCGGCACUCCGAACAUGGAGAGGUCUCCGACGAAGCCGGUCGCGCUCCCACAGGCGACCUGCCGUCUCGGGCGUCCCCGGGGACUGUAACAGACCUCCAAGGCCAUUAUAUCGGUCCAGCCUCCGGCGUGUCUUUCCUUGCGCGAGUCCAAAGCCGUUUGCAACAGAACCGCCACGCCUCGUCCAACUUUACGUUUGGCGAUGUCCCUCUUCCCGAUUUUGACCCCAUCCCGUCCGUCAUGGUCUCCAGCGAAGAAACAGUGCGGCUUGUAGACAGAUUCUUCAACUUCACUAUGCCCAUCGACCGUUUUUUUCACAGGCCAACCGUCGAGGCAUGGCGCCGAGAGUUCUGCGAGACCAUGGGCUGGAUGAAGGGUGGUGAUGAUGGCCCCGCCAGGCGAGCUGCCCUCUGGAUGAUAUUUGCAAUGGCACAGGAGCAUAUGGCCGAAGAUCCGAACACGGUGGAUGAUGAUAGAAGUAUACGAUAUUUUCUGGCGGCCGAUUACCAGCUUUCCAAAGGCAAGAAUACCAUUAGCCUUGUCACGGUUCAAGCGCGCCUCUGUCAGUGUUUCUGGCUCCUUUCGCGGUCUCGCCUGAAUCAUUGCUGGGAGCUGUUUGGGUCUGCUGCCCGCCUUGCCCUGGUGCUCGGUCUGCACCGCAAGCAGUCCCCAGCAUUGCAUCGACGCCCUGUUGACCAGGACUGUCAGCGGAGAACAUUUUGGAGCGCGUACUGUUUGGAUAAUCAUCUCAGCAUAACCUUUGGGCGGCCCCGGGUUUUCCACGAUGAUGAUAUCGACCAGGAAUGGCCGUGCGGCGCGAAUGACGAAGAUCUAUUAGUUGAACAACGGAGGAGCUCACAGCAGCCACAGGGUCACUCUGUCAUGCUUGCUCCAGUAGCAUACUACAAGAUGCAUUGUAUCGUGAGCAGGAUAUUAAAGGAUCUUUAUUCAAUACGCCCCAUGUCCAUCUCUAAGCAAUGCAGCUUAGCAGCAAAUUACUCACAAAUACUCAAGGACUGGCGUGAUACCGUUCCGCAGUUUCUGUCGACCGACCACCAGGAAUAUAUCCCCUUGAUCCCGAUAUUCCAGCGACAGCAAGAUGUGCUGAACAUCUCGUACUGGCACGCCAUCGUUCUUAUGCAUCGUCCUAUCCUAUUACGCAAGUUCGCUCUGAUACAGCAGGGCAGAUAUGAGAAUGCAACCCACGCGGAGAUGGAAAGUAUGGUGAGCGAAUGUCUAGUUGCAGCAUUACGCAUAAUCGAGCAGGUAGAGGCCAUGUUCCAGUCCAAAGUAAUGUUUCGCUCCUUCUGGGGUACAUGCUAUUAUGGCUUCUCGGCUGCGGUCGUGCUGUACGUAUAUCCGAUUUUGGUAGGCUCGACAUCCCCAGACACCUACCAGGUGUACUUAGAUGCCGCGAUUCGAUGCCAGAAUCAUCUUUCCCGUAUAACGCCAAGUGACUCACUGCUGUCUCGCUACUGCCUGGUGCUGGAGGAGCUACGACUGGAGGCGCUGAAAUGGACCCAAGGUGGCUGGGCGCCGCAGCUAAUGAACCAGGAGACCACACCAACCGCCACUGAAACCUUGUCCAUUGAGAAUAUUAACAGCAUUUUGUACGCACCACUCACUUACUCCGAGGUAUAUGGAACUGCGCUUGCCUUUGAGGGUGGUGCGGAUGGUCUUUCGCAAAGCCUCCCUGGUUGGCCUCAACCUCAACCUUUGACUAGUGACCUUGCCGUAAUGUGGUAG